AAACCCUCAAUAAAAACCCUUCUCUGUUUGCAUUGUUUUCUUCGUUCUCGAUCUCGAUCUCUUCUCGGGUGGAGCGAGAUAGAUUUAGAUCAAUAUUUCGAUCCAUAGAGAAGGAGGAGGAGAGAGAAGAGAUGGCGAGCAACAGCGGAGUGGAUCUGGAGGACAUUCCAUCGGUAGAUCUGAUGACGGAGCUUCUCCGCCGCAUGAAAUGCGCCUCCAAGCCCGACAAGCGCCUCAUCCUCGUCGGCCCACCGGGAUCUGGAAAGGGGACCCAGUCACCAAUAAUUAAGGAUGAAUAUUGCUUAUGCCAUUUGGCCACAGGUGAUAUGUUGAGGGCUGCUGUUGCAGCCAAGACCCCUCUUGGGGUCAAAGCUAAAGAGGCCAUGGAUAAGGGUGAGCUUGUCUCUGAUGACUUGGUUGUUGGAAUAAUCGAUGAAGCCAUGAAGAAACCAUCAUGCCAAAAGGGAUUCAUUCUUGAUGGGUUCCCAAGGACGGUUGUUCAAGCACAAAAGCUUGAUGAGAUGUUGGAAAAGCAGGGCACCAAAAUUGACAAGGUGCUCAACUUUGCAAUUGAUGAUGCCAUACUGGAAGAAAGAAUUACUGGUCGUUGGAUCCAUCCAGCUAGUGGAAGGACUUACCAUUCAAAAUUUGCUCCUCCAAAGGUUCCUGCCAUUGAUGAUGUCACUGGAGAGCCACUGAUUCAAAGGAAGGAUGACACAGCUGAGGUCCUUAAGUCAAGGCUUGAAGCAUUCCACAGACAAACUGAACCUGUCAUUGAUUACUACUCCAAGAAGGGUGUCGUGGUGCAGCUUCAUGCCGACAAACCCCCAAAAGAUGUCACCACCGAGGUUCAGAAGGCUCUUUCAUGAGCGGAACCUCCCCACAAUUAUUUGUUUAUCAAUGUAACUCACCUGGGCAUUGGUUAACCUGUGCACUCUGAUACAUUGUCAGCUGGAGGUUGAAUCUCCUGAAAUUUUUUUUCCCUUUCACCAAGCAUUUUGCACUUCGGCUUUUUGGCUUGAGAGUUCUUAACAAAUGCAGGCCAGAAUAAAGUUUUUCACAUGCAACCAAGAGUUUUUGUAGUAAAAGUUGUGAUGUGGCAUGGAAUUGAUCAGAUCUUUUGUGUGAAAA
Elaeis guineensis (African oil palm) is the source of this 1131-nucleotide messenger RNA. RefSeq names its product adenylate kinase 4. Gene Ontology annotation, biological process: nucleobase-containing compound metabolic process. Lineage: Eukaryota; Viridiplantae; Streptophyta; Magnoliopsida; Arecales; Arecaceae. Gene Ontology annotation, molecular function: ATP binding; AMP kinase activity. The record is from RefSeq and is a predicted model, not a curated record.